This is a messenger RNA of Dacryopinax primogenitus, 438 nucleotides long. RefSeq lists its product as uncharacterized. The transcript is spliced from 2 exons. Lineage: Eukaryota; Fungi; Basidiomycota; Dacrymycetes; Dacrymycetales; Dacrymycetaceae. The coding region runs from base 1 to 438 and encodes 145 amino acids. The record is from RefSeq and is a predicted model, not a curated record. Gene Ontology annotation, biological process: mitophagy. Gene Ontology annotation, molecular function: mitochondrion autophagosome adaptor activity.
AUGUCCGUCGACCCUUCGCAAGUUCCUCUACCCUCUCAUCAUGUCCACCCCCCGUACCACACGCACCACGCCCACACCCACGCCCACCCACAUCCCACCGAACCCACAACACCAACCCUCCCUCUAGGCAUGCGGAUCCCCGAUCUUCGGUUCGAGCAAGGCUACCUCAAGGCUAUCUCCAAGUAUGUCCCUUCCCUCCUCGGAGCUGAGGGGGGGACCAAGUGGGUUGGGGUGGGCUGGGUGACGCUGAGGGAUCAGCUGUUGAGUCCUUUUCUUCAGGGGGCGGUACUUGGUGCUGCCCAAUCGCUUCUGUUCCCUCUCUUUCCCCGCGUGAGGAAAGCGAUCUUCAGCAAUGGCUCCCCCGCUCCUGCGGACAGAGCGAGCGGCACGCCCUGGCUGAGGAAGUUGUUCGGGUCACUAUUGCCUGCCAGUGCUUGA